UGAUAACUCCAAGCCUCUCCCUCACACAGAGUGAAGGCGCUGGCUCUUGGAAACACAACACCCAACGGAAGCUUUUUGUCUCACAGGAGAAGAAACGAAAACACAGCCUUGAAUCAGACAGGCUAGAGGCCCUGUUAAUAAAAAUGAAUUCAGUCUUUUCUGCAAUUGGAUCCUUCGUGGACUGUGAUGUCAAAAGUCUGCUGCUCUUCAUCGCAGUUUUCCUCAUCACUGCAGAUUACAUUAAGAACCGUCGUCAGGCCAGCUUCCCUCCAGGACCCUGGGCAUGGCCUAUUGUGGGCAACAUAUUUACUGUGGACCACAGAAGGACCCAUGAGAGCUUGACACAGUUAGCAGAGAAAUAUGGAGAUGUUUACAGCCUGCGAAUGGGCCAGGAAUGGGUGGUGGUAUUAAACAGGUACGAAGUACUGAAAGAAGCCCUGGUGAAUCAAGGAGACAGUGUGGCAGACCGUCCAGUCCUCCCUCUGCUGGACAGGACAAUACAUGGACUAGGUGUAAUUUUCAGUAAUGGGAACAUAUGGAAGCAGCAGAGGCGUUUUGCACUUUCAACCCUCAAAUAUUUUGGAUUUGGCAAGAAGUCACUCGAACCUGUCAUCUUGGACGAAUUUACAUUUUGCGCAAAACACUUCAGUAGCUUUGAAGGCAAGCCAUUCGAUCCCCAAAAAGUCAUCAGCAACAUGGUCUCCAACGUCAUCUGCUCCCUGGUUUUUGGUCACCGCUUUGAGUACACUGAUGAGAGGUUCAUGAGACUGAUAAGGUGGUUUGAACAAAGUCUCCAGUUUGAAGUCUCCCUUUGGGCGCAGCUUUACAACUCAUUCCCUCGGCUGGUGAAUCCUUUGCCAGGGCCACAUAACACACACAUUCGCAUCGCCAAUGCUACGAAGGACUUCAUAAGGGAAGAGCUGGAGGAGCACAAAAAAAACUGGGAUCCCUCAGACCCAAGAGACUACAUCGACUGCUACCUGAAGGAGAUUCAGAUGUGUAAGGGGCAGGCUGACAGUACUUUCGAUGAGGAAAACCUGAUUAUUUGUGUCUGGGAUCUGUUUGUGGCGGGAUCUGAGACCACAUCCACCACCCUGCGCUGGGCUCUGCUCUACAUGGCAAAGUACCCUGAGAUUCAGGCAAAGGUGCAAGACGAGAUAGACAGAGUGAUCGGUCAGUCCCGACAGCCGUCCAUGGACGAUCGUGCAAAACUGCCCUACACUGACGCCGUCAUCCAUGAGUGCAUGAGGAUGGGCAACAUAGCUCCUCUCGGCCUGCCUCACAUUACCAUCAGGGACAUGCAGCUGUGCGGCUACACAGUCCCGAAGGGAGUCGUAGUUGUUCCCAACUUGACUUCGGUGCUGGUCGACAAGAAUGAGUGGGCGACGCCCCUCACCUUCAACCCCGGACACUUUCUGAACGAGGAGGGCAAGUUUGUGAAGCCUACUGCUUUCAUCCCAUUCUCUGCUGGCAAGCGACUGUGUCUGGGAGAGACUCUGGCCAAGAUGGAGCUGUUCCUCUUCUUCACCUCCUUCAUGCAGCGGUUCACCUUCUGCAUGCCUCCUGGAGUGAAGCCUAUGAUGGAGCCCCGUUUUGGAAUCACCCUGGCGCCGCAUCCGUAUAAAAUCUGCGCAACCUCACGCUAGAAUUGCAGAAUUGCUAGAAUUGAUAGACAACACGUGCAUCAAGACUCUGUAAAUGUAUGUUUCUUGCAUCAGAUGUUUUAGAAAAAUGUACUGUGAGAAAGUUUGCAACCAGGCCGCAUAUCUUUAUUGGAAAUAUUCCUUGAAGUAAACUCACUGAGUAAGACGUUA
Acanthopagrus latus (yellowfin seabream) is the source of this 1814-nucleotide messenger RNA. Its product is annotated as cytochrome P450 2J1-like. Gene Ontology annotation, biological process: xenobiotic metabolic process. The record is from RefSeq and is a predicted model, not a curated record. Bases 144 to 1646 code for a protein of 500 amino acids. Gene Ontology annotation, cellular component: cytoplasm; intracellular membrane-bounded organelle. The transcript has 9 exons. Gene Ontology annotation, molecular function: heme binding; iron ion binding; oxidoreductase activity, acting on paired donors, with incorporation or reduction of molecular oxygen, reduced flavin or flavoprotein as one donor, and incorporation of one atom of oxygen. Lineage: Eukaryota; Metazoa; Chordata; Actinopteri; Spariformes; Sparidae.